CCUGUCUUCAUUCUCACCCGGGUUUCUCCCACCUGCCGAGUGGUCUAUAUCCCUCAUACAUUCCUCUGAGUCACCUGGAACCCCAUAACAGCGGGAACCCAUUACUCGCUCAGCUGAGUCAGCACAGCCUCUUCGAGUCCCCAAAAGAUGGAUUUUAUCUUGCUGGGCACGCAGGACAGGCUGCCUUGCAUCCCCAAGCCCCCCCCUCACGGGCAGCCCCCAACCACGCGUCUAGUGCCCUGCUCCAUGAAAAGGACUUUGGGCACCUGCACAGGACCUCCAAGGAAGGCCCCAAAGACCUCGGUGGGAAGGAACGGUCUUGCCGAAGCGACCUCUCCUUGCCUCUGUCCAAGAAGGAUGCCAAGCUGCGCGAGGAGGCCCGGCCUCACAGCGUGGUGGAUCUCACCCAGGACACUAAGCCUGACAGCGAGAGAAAAACGAAUGGUUUCGAAAAGGCCGUUAAGGCUGGGGAGCGGCUGUCCCCUUUCCUUGCGGAACACUUGCCCAGCCGGGGAGUCUUCGGCGGAGAACCAAAGUCCAAAAACCCACUUCAGACCUCUUCGCUCAGCAACUGCAAUGGUGGAGGAAAUGCCCAGGGCCCCGAGCUGGACCGUUGUGCCAAGGACCUCAGCAGACACGAUGAGAAUGUGAGGCCUUCUCCUUACAUGUACUCCGACCGGCUGAAGAAAGUAGAUUCUGCCAUGGGUUCAGUGGCCGCUCUGCACGUUGCCUGCAGUUGUCCCUCUCCAGCUCAGCCAGGGAAGCUCCCCCCACCCUCGGCAUUCCCUCCCCAGCCUGUCCAUUCCAAUAUGUACACCAUCUUCCCCUUGACCAAGGAGCCUGGGAGGGAGCACAAGGUCAUCGCUCCAACCUUUGUGCCUUCUGUCGAGGCUUAUGAUGAGAGAAACGGCCCCAUUCAAAUCGCCUCCCAGGCCCGGGACAUCACCAAAACAAAGGAGAAGGACGUUCCUGCUGCCACCAGAGUAGGUGUCCUGCAGGCGGUACCGGAGAGGUGCCUGGCUGACGCUUCUCGCAACCUUUUGCCCCAGGAGUUCCCCCUCCAUGGAGAUGCCAAGAGGAUGGAAGUCCUGAGGGAGAAAGGUUCAGUGAUCAGGGCGAACUCCAUGGUCUUGAAGAAACAGGGGGCUUCAGAAACCUUCUUGAACAGGCCAAGGUUGAGCUCCCCAGAAAACAGGGAGUUCCUCACUUCGAAAGAUUUGCCCAAAGCAGGCCUGGAGGCAGAACACCGCUCCUGCGAGCGGGACCGUUUUCAAAGGCCUGGCUGCAAAGAAGCAGUGAAGAUUUAUGGCACUUUGGACACCUCCUCCUCCUCCUCCUCUUCUUCCUCCUCCUCCUCCUCCUCCCGCCAGCAUUUAGAUCCCAACCAACAGCUGAAACCUCCUGAACAAAAGUGGAAGCCUUUUGAAAUGGGCAACUUUGCCACAACCCAGAUGGCUGUCCUAGCUGCCCAACACAACCAUGCCAACCGGGUGGAGGAAGAAGCCAAGAAGACCUACCUUGAGCCCAGCAGCCUACAGAGAUCCUCAGUAGUGGGACCCCGGAGCGUGGCAGAGAGCCUCCACCCUCCCUCACAUGGUGAAGGAUCAGCCAUGCAAAGCCUCAUCAAGUACAGCGGUAGCUUUGCUAAGGAGGCGUCAGGACGGCAAGGGGGUGGCAAGAAGAGCCCUUUUGGGGGUCUCGGCAACAUGAAGCUGGACCCUGGCCAACAGCCUUCCCCCAAGGUCCAGCAGUUGCUGCCCCACCAAGCUGGCAAGCAGCUGAAGAAAGAACCUGAACGACCUGAAAGUGCCAAGUCCUUUGGACGGGAGAGCAUUGGGUCUCAAGGGGAGGUGGAGGUUAGACAUCUACCUGUUGGCAUCGCGGUGGCAGUGGCCCGGCAGAAGGACAACAGCAGUGGCAGCAAGCUGGGGCUCGUGGACCGUGAUCGCUCCCUCUCCUUGAGUAAUGUUAAAGGACAUGGACGGUCAGAUGAGGACUGUGGGGAUGAACGGCCACGCCUUCGAGAAAGCCACCUCCUGGCGAGUCGUCUGGAACGAGACCAGGAGAAACUUCUCAGAGAAAGCAAAGAACUGGCUGAUUUUGCUCGGAUACAUCCGGCCACCUGUGCUACAAAUGGCUUAAACUCCAACCUCAUGGUGACUGGGGGGCCACCCCUGACAGGUUCAGGGCGGUGGUCUGGUGACCCAGCACCACACCUGGCGACCCAUCCAUGGUUACCCAGAAGCAGCAGUUCGUCCAUGUGGCUUACUGGCCACCCCUAUGGGCACCCUUCUUUGCACCAAGGCAUGGCUCCUGGCUUUCCUUCCAGCAUGGGGGGAGCACUGCCUUCUGCAUACCAGUUUGCCAGAGAUCCUCAGUCUGGCCAGCUUGUCAUGAUCCCCAGUGAACACCUGACACACUUUGCAGAGCUGAUGGACCGUGCGCCUCCUCUCUGGCCUGCCAUGUAUUCUCCUACCAGGGGCUCCCUCCAGCACGCUCACCAACUCCAGCUCUUAUCUCACCAGCAGCUGAUUCGUCAGCAUGAGCUAUACCUCCUGCAGCAACAGGCUGCACACGCCCAGUUGGUGGAGAGGCUAAAAGCCAGCGAGCAGCGGGCAGAGAUGGAAGAAAAGAUAUCCAAACGGAGCCUGGACAAUGCCAAAUCAGGUUUGCCAACCUCUGGCUCCAGCCUCCUGCACCGGAAGCCCCCAGUUCUGUCUCCAAGCACUUCUGCAUCCUACAAUAAGGCGGUCAGUCCUCCUCCCCUAUCACCCAGAUCCUCCUCCGUGUCGGUGCUCAAAGCUGAGGUUAUCCAAAAGUUGGAGGAACCGCCAAGCCAGCCAACCUAUUCCUAUCCCACUACUCCUAUCACUCAUCCUUCUAGCCCACCUCCUGCUUCUCCACCCCCUGCCCCUGCCCUUCCUCCAAAAGAAGAGGAGGAAACUGAGAACAUGGAGAAGAAAGAGCUGGAGCUGGAAAAAGAGACCUCUGCUUCAUACCAGACUUUGUUUCCAGAAAUUCCAUCAGGCUAUCCAUUUCAGUCCCUUCCAGACACCUUCAGAAGACACUACCCUUAUCUCCUUCAGCCAACAGCUGCAGCAGAUGCAGAUGAGUUGGGCCCAGAUGUACCUCUGCCCACCAGCAAUCCCAAGUGCUUGACUCUUUCUCCGGAGGUGAAGCCCAUUCAUCUUUCCCCAUCCAAAAUUGUCAAACCCAUCCAGGCUGUGGAGGAAGAAGAAUCACUGGAAGAACGGGUGAAAACUGAGAUGGAGAUGACCAAUAGCCAGGAAGAUAGCAUCUGCGAACAGGAUAUGGAGGCACUGGAUGUGGCAACCUCUGUUGCCCUCCCUGUUCAGGACACAAACGAUUGUGGUCUUCAGCUGCACCACAGCAAAACCCUCAGGAGUUCAGACCACGAAGAAGUUCUUGAGGAUUGCCAAGCUACCUACCCAGGGAUGUCCUGCUCGGUGGAAAUGGAAGCCCAAGCAGAAGAGACUGAUGACAGUGAAACUUGCGCCGUUCAUGCUGACUAUGGUGGGAGUUUGUUACAGAGAGACACUGAACAGUCUGAGAUGGGACUGGUCCCUCAGUCAGAGAAGUCACCUCUGGCUGUAGAAAUGCCACUCAUCAGUUCUCCCCCGAACAGGGAAUUUCCCAGCAUGCUUCAGGAAGAGGAAGAACCCAUGGCAGAAGCACCCUGCUACAGGAAUGAGAUCUUUUCCUGCUCAGUCCCACCUCUGGACAUCAAAGUUGAUGACCCUUUGGCUGGCAUGAAUGCUUUAGCCGCAGCAGCUGAAUUACCCCAAGCGUGUUCCUUGCUCACCAACAGUGAUGGCGUUACCCAGGAGGCGGUGGUGAACUUAGAAGUGUCUUCCAGCCUGUCGCCAGAACACACCUUUCUGCACGGAAUUACCCUCUUGAGUGAAAUUGCAGAACUAGAGCUGGAGAAAAGGCAGCAGGAAACUGAAGGUCCAGAGAACUUCUCAGCCCAUCCAGCCUUGGAAAGCCUGUUAGCUGCCAGUACCCAGAUGCUGAUGGAAGUUCUGUCAACUCCCUUUAUGGAUAGCCUGAAAAACAUUCGACUGCCUCGAGAACUGAACCCCAAUAAGAAAUACAGCUGGAUGCAAAAGAAAGAUGAGCCGAUGUAUUCCAUAAAGUCGUCCAUUGGGAACAUGGAUGCCAUGGAACUGGAUUACAGGAUGAAGUUAGCUGAGCUGCAGAGGAGGUACAAGGAAAAGCAGCGGGAACUAGCAAAGCUGCAGCGGCGAAGAGACUCUGAGGAAAAGCAUGACGAGAAAAGUAGAAGCUUGGCAAAACGAGGUCCAGGAAGGCCCAGAAAACGGAACCAUGGAUCAAGCGCUCUGUCACCCCCUAAGGAGCGAGGGAAGAGUGACGGCAGGAGUGGAAAGCUGAGCAAAUCCUUGCUGCUUUCUGAAGACUCAGAAAUGGGUGAAGGGGUGGAGGAAAAGCACAGAGGACUUCUCUUGGAUGAGGAAGAGGAGGGAGAGAACAGGAGUGGGAAGACGAAGACCAGGCAUCGGAGUUGGGAUGAGCAAGAUCUCUUGAUGAACUUCUCCAGUGAGCUCAAGAUUAAGAAGAAGAAGGUGGCAUCUGAUCAGGAACAACUGGUGAGCAAGCUUGACAAAGCCCUGUCACUCACCAGGCGCAGCAAGCUGAAAUCCCCUUUCAAGUUUGUGGAUGGCUCCGGGGGGAGGCAGAAAAAUGGCGGCUGUUACAGCAACCGAUACCUGUCCCCCCAUGGUGCCUUGUUUGGCAAGGAUGCAAAGAAGAACUUGGCUAAAAGCCUGACCUUCUCGUUGAAAUCCUCUAAAGAAGGUAAAAACAAAAUGGCUGUCAAAAUGAAGAAGUUAGAGGUGGGGCUAAAAAUGAAGGGCCCCCUGAAGGUUUCCAAUUCACCAGCAAUAUCUGAAGUUAGCAGUUAUUCCUACAAUACAGAUUCUGAGGAAGAUGAGGAAUCCCUGAAGGACGAGUGGUCUUCUCAUUCCCCGACCAGUGCCAGGAUGAGACCCUCCAGCCUCUAUAGUGUAAUGGCCCGUAAAUGCAGCAGGAUCUCUGGCAUCUUCAAAGCUAGAAAGAAGAACAUUUCCACAACUAGGACUCUCAAAUCUAAAUUGGCUGCAAACAGAAAGCAGGAAUUUUGUUUACUGCCCAGAGAGGCCAAAGCUGGAUCGUCAUACAGUGAUUCUUCGGAGGACUCAUUCGAUCAAGAUUCUAGCUCAGAGGAAGAAGAGGAGGAGGAGGAAGAAGAUGAUAACGAAGAAGAAGAAGAAAUGGAAGGCUACGGAGCAGUGGUCAGUGACAGGCUUUCACCACCUGCUUUGGAUGAAAGUGGUUUGGGACUCCUGGCCAGGUUUGCAGCCAGCGCUAUCCCAAGUCCCAUAAUUGUGCCUUCAGUGUCCAUUGUCCAACUGGAAGCCAAACAGAAAGCAAAGAAGAAGGAAGAGAGACAAAAUCUGAUGGGGACAGAGUUUGAAUAUACAGACUCUGAAAGCGACGUGAAGAUCCGGAAGAAGUCUCCAGCUGGUUUACUGCAUGGAAAGAAAGGAUCAAUAGAGCAAGGUCCAUUGGCAAGCACUGUAGACACCUCCUCAGGCAACAGUUUGGACAAGACCAAGAUGGCACCUGAGAAGAGCCGGAAGCUGAAGAAAUUCAGAUCACCCAAGGACCUGAGUUUUGAGUUUGGGCUGGAGGUGAGUGAUGAUGAUCCCUGGAAUCGGCGACGGAGCGAGCGGAUUUUCCUUCAUGACGCCACCACGUCAGCUGGCUUGGCCUCCACCACCCCAGCUAGCUCAACUCCUGUUUCCAAAAGUGGACGCUGCAUGAAGGGGACCCCUUUGAGCCCCAAGAAGGAAGGGAACAAGGGGAAGGAGAGGAAAGAAUUAAGCAAGAAGAAGAAGAAUAAAGAAGGGGCCUUCUGCCCUUCCACUGGCUCAUCUUCCUCCUCUUCUUCCUCCUCUUUGCUUUCUCCUCUGGGCAUCGCCAGCUCCCUGCCGGACAUUCGUGCUAGCUUAACCAGCUCUUUGACUUCCAACAAGAAGAACAAGGGCAAAGCGAAGACGAAGGAGGCAAAGAAAGAGACCCGAGGGAAAGGAGGAGCCGUGAGCAAACUGAUGGAAAGCAUGGCUGCUGAGGAAGACUUUGAGCCCAACCAGGACAGCAGCUUUUCCGAGGAUGAGAACAUACCCCUGAACUUGCUCCUGGAAAGGCCCCUUACUCCAGCUCCCCGUUCUUGCAUCAUCGACAAAGACGAACUGAAAGAUGGCUUAAGAGUUCUCAUCCCCAUGGACGACAAGCUGCUCUACGCUGGGCACGUCAAGACUGUUCAUUCUCCUGACAUAUACCGAGUUGUUGUGGAAGGAGAGCGCGGGAACCGCCCUCACAUUUACUGCUUGGAACAGCUGCUCCAGGAAGCAAUCAUUGAUGUGAAACCCCCUUCCGUGCGGUUCCUUCCAGAAGGAGCACGAAUAGCUGCCUAUUGGAGUCAACAGUACCGAUGCCUCUAUCCAGGGACAGUUGUCCGAGGUGUCCAUGAUCAAGAGGAAGAUGGCGAUUUGAUCACUGUGGAAUUUGAUGAUGGGGACACCGGGCGGAUUCCUUUAUCUCACAUCCGGCUUCUUCCCCCUGAUUACAAGAUCCAAUGUGCUGAACCCUCUCCUGCCCUCCUGGUGCCCAGCACGAGACGCCGCAGCCGUAAAUCCAGUAAGGACAUGGGAGAAGGAAAUGGGAUGGAAUCCGAGGAGUCGGGAGCCAAAGGCAAAGGGCGUGGAAGGAAGCCAAAUAAGAAACAGAAAACAGAAGAAACCGUCCUGGCAGAUCAGACCAUCCAGGGGGCAAACUCUCCUCUUGUACCAGAACUGCCGGUUUGCAAGCAAACUGCCAAAAACUCCAAGAAGGUCCAGCCGAUCCCUUCCAGGACACCUCCAGCUCCAGUAGAAGAAAAACAUCACAGCAAAGGGGGCAAGGGAAAGAUUUCUGCCAAGCUCCACAGCCCGGUCCCUGCCCCCUUCCAGGCGCCAGUGUUUGGCAACGUUCGUGGGAAUGAACCCUACGCUGGAGCUUUUGGUCCUUCCAGUAGCUCCUCAGGGAAAGUGAAAUCAAAAAAAGGAAAAUCCACGGAGGAGGCACAAGAAAUUGGGUCCACUCCCAAAGCUCAGAGGAAGAUCCCAGACAGUGAGAUCCUGAUCAAGCUAGACCACGAGGGGGUCAUGUCUCCCAAAACCAAGAAGACCAAAGAGGCAAUGAGGAUGCUGGGGGAGUCAAACCUGGCCAGUAGGAGAGAAGCCAAGAACAUCUUGGGACUCAGCUACAGUUCCAUUGCCUGCCCGAACCCUAAGCAGAAAUCUUCCCGAAGCAAGGUUGUGGAGGGAGAGCCUCCUACGCCUAAUUUUGGGGGCAAGUUUGAUAACUCUGCGGAUCCUCCACCUUCUUCCAAGGCUCAAGAAGACAGUGGUGAACUGGCCCCUGCAAGGGAUGAGUCAGAAAGUAACACUAGUGGCAGCAGUUCAGAUUCUGAAGGAGAAGAAGAAACAGAGAAGAAUGGAGGUGGAGCUCAAGAUAGUAGCUCGGCCAGUUCAAGGGCAUCCACCCCAAUGUCCUCCUCAAACUCCUCCUCCUCUUCUUCCUCCAGCAGUACUAGCUCCUCCUCUUCCUCUUCCUCUUCUUCCUCCUCCUCGUCCUCCUCCACCUCCUCCUCCAGCUCCAGCUCUUCCUCCUCUUCCUCCUCCUCGUCCUCCUCCACAACAGACGAAGACUCUUCCUGCAGCUCCGAAGAUGAGGCAGCUGAGACCCAACCCAGUGCCUCUUCCACUCAGCCAGCCAUCCCACCCAAGCCAGCCAAGGCAUCAGGGAAGUCUCGAUCAUCUUCACAUUCCCGAAAUCCGAAGGAACCGCAGCAGCAGGUAGUGCAGAAGCAGCAACAGAGUGGGAACAAGAACCGGUGCAAGAAGAGGGAAGGAAUCCACUUGCCCACAACGAAGGAACUAGCCAAACGCCAGAGGCUGCCCUCAGUGGAGAACCGCCCCAAGAUUGCAGCCUUUCUACCUGCACGGCAGCUCUGGAAGUGGUUUGGGAACCCCACCCAGAGACGCGGGAUGAAGGGGAAAGCUCGGAAGCUGUUCUACAAGGCCAUCGUCCGUGGGAAGGAGAUCAUCCGCAUUGGGGACUGUGCCGUCUUUUUGUCGGCUGGGCGGCCCAAUCUCCCCUACAUUGGCCGAAUCCAGAGCAUGUGGGAAUCCUGGGGAAACAACAUGGUGGUCCGAGUGAAAUGGUUUUAUCAUCCUGAAGAAACCAACCCCGGGAAGAAACUCAACGAAGGCAAGCGAUGGGAUCAGAAAUCUGCCCGGAGCUUAUCAGCAGCUCUUCAAGCUUCCAGCCAGAGAAAAGACUUCAUGGAGCGGGCCUUAUAUCAGUCCUCCCACGUGGAUGAAAACGACGUUCAGACAAUCUCGCACAAAUGUCUGGUGGUCGACUUGGAACAAUACGAGCAGAUGCUUAAAACGAAGAAGUACCAAGACAGCGAAGAUUUAUACUACUUAGCAGGGACUUACGAGCCCACCACGGGCAUGAUAUUCAACACCGACGGGGUCCCAAUCAUUUGCUAAAUGGCUUUGGGAAAGAAAACGUUGGAGGCACCUCGCACCCUGCCUCUCUCGGAGGAAGAGAAAUGAGACGGAAUGAAAGUUAUGUGCCUGUUGAAACGACAGCAUGAUUGUGUAGUGCUCAGUCACAAUGUUUCCAAAACUAAAAAAAGAGAAAAACCUGCAAGAGAUUUCCCCCCCAUCUCCAGGAGCUUCUUGACAUUAACUCAGAGUGAUGGAUUGGAUUCUGUGGCUCCUGAAAAGAAUGAAGUUGGGAUUUUUAAGAAAAUUAAUUCCCACGUAGGCAGUAGGCUUGUUUUCUGCCCUUUGCAGUACAGUAUUGGACUACAGGCAGCUCCAUCAUUAACCUUUGAGUUUGAACAUUCAUAGGUUAUUUCAUAAGAUGCCAAUAUCUGGGGGGAAUUGGCGUUCUUUAUCUUCAGGGUACCGGUUUUAUCUGCCCUCACCAACUGAAAACUCAACUUGUAGAAGAAUACAUGGUUGGUUUAGGGACAGCUUUGAGCAAAUGCCAAUCAAGAGGUGGGUUGGGCCCCUUUUUUCCCCACCUCUCUAUCUCAAAAAACUGCUCUAGCAGAGGACUGGUGCGAAGAAACAACUGUAGAAGUCACGGCCAAUAAGAUUGUUGCUGGAACAACAGUUGUCCCACUUCCCUUUUGAGUUACAAGGACUAGAGCAGGUGGUCCAGAAAUCCACCGCUGAAUUUCAUUUAUUCUUUUUUGUCACCCUCUGUCUCCAAACACUUGGAAUUAGGAAGGAGCCUCUUUCUCUUCUAAGGAAAUGCUGUUCAACGGAAAUACUUCCUCCCUCAUGUAAAGUAUGUUACUCUACAGUAGGUCCAGCUUGGAAAAAUGGUUCCUCAUCAGACGUUCAUAAAUAUUGGGGGGAAUAUGUAUCUGAAAAAGUAGGCUUGUUCGAUUCCUUGCUACUCCCACCUCAAGAAACAUUUUAAACAGGGCUUGGACAUGGUCAACCAGCCCCUGAAGACUACUGGAUGUUCAUUCGGAGCAAAAUGCUGAAGCGUGCAUCCUUCUUUCUCACCAUUACCAAAACACAGCACUUGCAGGACGCACGUAAUAACCGUUGGUGGGUAGUGCUGGGAAACACGCCUGGGUCUUGUUGCAGGAUCAUCUGCGCAGACCUCAUCCCAGAUUUGCCAUUUCUCAACCAUCCAGAAAUUGAGCUGCUGUUUCCUGCCCCAAGGGUGGAGAAACCUGAACAUUGCCACCUGCCUGAUUCAAGCUGGAGGCAAGGCCCAAAGGUCUGCUUGGGUGUGGGGCUGACGCAAAGGUUCAGAGGAGGCCAGAGAGGGACAUGGUGACGAUGAGAAUCACAGUGUUUUUGCACUUAAGAAAAACCCCAAACUCCUACACUACAAGAGCAAGACACCACAAUUGUUUCUGCUAUGGACAGAUGUACCAUUCCAAGCACUACGACAGGGAGAUGAUUCUACCUAACCUACAUGGACAGGUUUUUCUUUUAUCUUUUGCUAUCUGCUAUGGUACAAGAGGAACGCUACCCUUAGAAUCCUUUCACAACUUCCUUUUAAGAACCACAGUGGUGCUGUUGCGUGUUGCCUGCCUUCUCCACUCCACCAGAUUCCAGCUUUGAAGCCUCGGGUGGAUAACCUUUCUAGAUGGACAACGCCUGGCCUGUACAGUUUUCAUAUACCCAAAGACUCAUUUGAGCCCUUUUCCAAUCUAUUGUAAAAACCUCUUUCAGAAAACAAAAAUGGAGGAGGGGGAGGAAAAAGAGAGAGAGAGAGAGAGAGAGAGAGAGAGAGCAGGAAAA
Python bivittatus (Burmese python) is the source of this 10406-nucleotide messenger RNA. The record is from RefSeq and is a predicted model, not a curated record. NCBI's taxonomy places the organism in Eukaryota, Metazoa, Chordata, Lepidosauria, Squamata, Pythonidae.